Molecule: messenger RNA, 1651 nt
Organism: Archocentrus centrarchus (flier cichlid)
Lineage: Eukaryota; Metazoa; Chordata; Actinopteri; Cichliformes; Cichlidae
Exons: 8
Coding region: 502-1647 (381 amino acids)
Source: RefSeq, a predicted model, not a curated record
UUUAGUCACGUGAUACAUGGCUGGCGCUGGGCGGGAAGACAGAAGAACUAUGGCGGCCAGCAGUAACACUCCGGGGGCGGUAGGCGCUAAUUGUAAAACUUCACCAACGCUGGAGGCAACGACCACAACAACAAUCAUGGCGGCACCGAACGAGGGAUUUUCGCUAUACUUAGAGAGAGAGAGAGAGAGCAAGCGCUCGCCUGUCUGUGGCCUUUGAACACACGGAGACAAAUUUGGCAGAACUGUUAAAUCAUAUUUUCGGGAGACUUCGGUCUCGUUUGGAGCAUAUUCUGGAACGCAUGCCUUUGGAUUUGGACUUCUUAGAGUUUACAUGCACACAAGAAUGUGUGCUGUUAAAUGCACUGUCUAGUCAGGCACACAUUUGUCCCAAUAUUUUAGAUGCACUGACAGACCUGCAGUCUCAUAAAUGCUGAAAAACACAGAAGCAAAGAGCACACUACAGUUGUACAGUUCGAACAAGGACCAACAGGGCGACAGCGUAUGGUAGUAUCCUCAGACUGCCUUCGCCACUUGCUUGAACUUAACUUGUCCGUACCAUAUAUAACCAAGCUAUUGGGGGUCUCUAGAAGUACACUGUACAGACGUAUGCGGGAGUGUGAUCUCUCAGUAAGGACACUCUACAGCACCAUGACUGAUGAAGACUUGGACCAGUGUGUGAGGGAGAUCAUAUCCAAGCAGCCUCAUUCAGGAUACCGAAUGAUGAAGGCACUUCUGCAAGCCAGAGGACUGAGGGUGCAGUAUGACCGCGUCAGAGCAUCCAUGCACCGCGUUGACACCAGUGGUGUCAUAGCUCGGACAUUCAAUUUGGGGUGUGUCAAUCGACGUACCUACUCUGUUCCAGGUCCACACUCCCUGAUGCACAUCGAUACAAACCAUAAAUUGAUCCGAUAUAACAUUGUUAUAUUUGGAGGGAUUGAUGGCUUUUCCCGUAAGAUUAUGUACCUGGGUGCAUCCUCCAACAACCUGGCAUCCACUGCCCUGGCCUUCUUCCAAGCAUCAGUUGAGAAGUUUGGUUUUCCACUAAGGGUACGUGGUGAUCAAGGGGUGGAAAACGUGGACAUCGCUCGCCUCAUGUUCACAGUCCGUGGUACUGGGAGGAGCAGCUUUAUAUCUGGGAAAAGUGUUCAUAACCAACAUAUUGAGAGGUUAUGGAGGGACCUGUGGGUUGCUGUAACGAGCAUCUACUACGAUGUUCUCCAUUACCUUGAAGAUGGUGGCUUCCUCAGCAUUGGUAAUGCUACACACCUGUUCUGUUGCCACUAUGUGUUCCUGCCACGCCUACAGGAAGACUUGGACACUUUCCACUGUGGUUGGGACAAUCACCCACUCAGAACAGAAGGCCACAUGACUCCUAACCAGCUGUGGGCACUGGGCUGUUCACACCACCCAAUUCAAAGACCAGAUAGUACAGAAGAUCUGGACUUUCCCCAUAUUGAAUGGGAAGACAGUGGGCUUCCUCAGAACCAGCACUCGGGCAUUGUGGUCCCAGACACAGCGUGCCCUCUGACUUGUGAACAAAUGACAGCCUUAAAGGAGGCAGUUGACCCAAAAGCUGCAUCUCAGUCUUUUGGCUGUGACAUUUAUAUGGCUGCUGUUCAGUUUUGUGAGCAUUUGCUUUCUUUGUGAAUAA